AUGGGGGGUGGUUGGAGUGUUUCAUGGCUUUCACUGGCGCUCGCGAUUGCCAACCAAUUGAAACCAAAUCAAAUGGAUAAGCACAUAGAAACUCUAGUGGUCUUAAUUCAAGACCCAACUUUAUGGACCCCUUCAAUGGCUCAAAAUAGUCCUUAUCUUAUACUGUUCCCUUUGUUUUUUGGUAAACCUUCUUUAGUAAGUUUAAGAAGCACUUCUCUCUCAAAAUGCAACAUGGCAACAGACACACGACCAUGGUGUUUUAAUGGACAGUACGUACGAUUUCUCGAGCUCCAUGAUUGA
Molecule: messenger RNA, 300 nt
Organism: Dovyalis caffra
Lineage: Eukaryota; Viridiplantae; Streptophyta; Magnoliopsida; Malpighiales; Salicaceae
Source: the annotation of a GenBank genome assembly